Messenger RNA from Chlorocebus sabaeus (green monkey), 4745 nucleotides. Lineage: Eukaryota; Metazoa; Chordata; Mammalia; Primates; Cercopithecidae. The record is from RefSeq and is a predicted model, not a curated record.
UGCCUGGGCUACGGAGCCGGGUGUGGGGGCGGGCGCCUGUAGUCCCAGCUACUUUUUUUUCCAUAGAAAAGAAAGUAUUUUCUAUGGAGUCUCCCAUGAAAUUGAGAUUAGAUAAUCUAUAGUUAUUGAGAAAGGAAUAUUCAAGAUAAGAGUUGAUCACUGUAGCACAUAUGCGAGUGAUAAUUCGAAAAGUAAAUAUAAUUAAAUAUAGUUUAACAGAUAUGAAAAUGAAUCCAAAGUCAAGAGUCUUGUUUCCUCCUGAAAUAUCUAUAUAAGUACAUGGGAUAUUUUUUUCCAGACUGAGAAGAGCAUGUGAACUGAUAUUGUUGAUUACUUUUUCUCCAUUGAGUGUAUCUUUUAAAAUACUCAGUAUUUACCAUAAUACUCUGCAGAUUACAAUGUACACAUUGUUAAUACUACACUGUUAAUUUGCCUUUUAAAUACUUAAUAUUUACUUUUUUCAAAGGUUAUAUUUGUGUAUUCUGUAUAAAAUCCUACUGUAAUUUAUUCCAUAGCCUUGUAGUUUUACAUUAUUUACUGUUAUAUAGUAGAAAGUGGCUAACGUCACCUAAUGCUAUUUUCUAAACAUUUAUUAUCAUUUUCUUAUGUUUUUAACCAUUGCGUAUUAAAAUAUUUUAAAAUUAUCAGUAUGACAACUAUUAGGCAAAUAGUCUUGGAAAUUGAUUUGUGUUUCAAUGAUCCAAGUAUUACUGCAAAGUCGUGAUAAUAGAGAUAGUAAGAAUCUUAUAAGGGAAAUGGUAAAUACAUCUUUAAAGAUUGUAUCAGAAACAGUUCUGUGACAAUAUCUUAUUUCUUUACAAGUUUGAAUUCCAGAAAUCAAGUGAAUUUCCACUGACUUUGCAUUUUCUGGUAAUUUCGUUUUUCUUAUCAAGCUAUAUUUUAAAUGUAAAAGUAUCCGACAAUAGAAUUGCUGAUCUCGUGGUCCCUCUUGUCUUCACAGGUAAGGGAUAUUUUGUAAUAUUUAAGGGAUUUUAAGGAGUAUAUGUACAAGCAGAAUGUUAGCUAUUUCUUCAAUAGAAAACUUGGCGACAUUUUCUUUUGCCCGUAUUUAUUAAGUGUUUACUAUAUUUUCUAGGUCGUGUUCAAAUGAUACCAUCCAGUAAACAUUUGGGAGAUUAAAAAGUCAUUAAACUAACAUAAAGGUAGCCUGGUUAAUAAAAUGAUAUUCUUUUUAACAUGAUUAUAUUUACUGAAACCUAAACAUUUUGUGAAAUAGUAUGUCGUAUAGAAAAUGUUAGGAUUUUGACUUGUUAUGUAAGUGCAAAGCUAUGUAUUUUACAAUUUUUAAUAAUUGCUUUAUCAGUAAUAGCAACUUGAAGAAAUGCUAUCUAGAUGCUACUAAUUUGAAAAUAGUGCAAAGACGUUUACCAAAGUUGUUCUAUCAUGCUUUUGAUUUCUAGAAAGUUGAAAUAUCCCUAUUACAGUUUUUGGGAUAAUAUAAAAAGUAGAUAGGUGUUAUAGAUAAAGAAAUAGGUUUUCAUCGAUUUGAAAAUUAGACCUCCAAGAAGAAACUCAGGUGAGAAUGCCAGUAAAAUAGUUUUAGUUGUUUUUGAAAAUAACAUAAACAGAAUGUCACUAUUAAACACUGAAAUUGGAAUAAAAAUUUGGUUUAUGAGUAACAUGGAGAUAGCGUACAAACAGAAAAACUCAAAAAUUUUAAUUAGAUAUGUUUAAAUAGAGAUGAGAAAAGUCAAAACUUUAACUCUUAAAAGUUAUUUUUAUCAGUUUGGAAAUACAUUAACUCCUGCCUAUAUAAAAUACACCAAUACAAACUUCUCUAGUAAGGAUUGGGUUUACAUGACUUUAGAUGCAUGUUUCUGUAAUAUUUUAAUGAUGCACUUAUAUUGACGCAUUUGAAGACACAGUUUAAUGAUAUAUUUUGACUAGAGAUAAGUGAUUUAAAAAAUGAUAAGAAUCAUGUCAUUGAAAGUGAGAAUACUUGAGAAAUAUUGACGAAUAUAAGCUAAAUAAAGCAAAACAAAGUAAAACACUUACCCUUUCAUCCGCAUGAUGUCGCUGGACACCGCAAGAUUUUUCUGCCUUCCCAACCUCAAAGGAGUACAGUGAGUACAUUUUCCUUAGACAGAAAGGAAAAGAACCUUCCCUUUUUGGCUCUGCCAAGAAGCUAAAAAAGGUGAUAAUAUAAAAAUAUAUAGGUAAUUGGGAAUUGAAUUUACAAAAUACAUUGUGUGAUGAUGCAAUAGAGAGCUGAUAAUCGGAAGGAGAUUGAGAUGGUAUAUUCCCGGAGAGGAAGUCCGGGAUCCCGGCUCCUGCUGCUGUGGCUUCUCCUCGUCUACUGGAAGGCAGGGAGCGGCCAGCUCCACUACUCGAUCCCGGAGGAAGCCAAACACGGAACCUUCGUUGGCCGCAUCGCGCAGGACCUGGGGCUGGAGCUGGCAGAGCUGGUGCCGCGCCUGUUCCGGGUGGCGUCCAGGGGCCGCAGGGACCUUCUGGAGGUAAAUCUGCAGAAUGGCAUUUUGUUUGUGAAUUCUCGGAUCGACCGGGAGGAACUGUGCCGGCGGAGCGCGGAGUGCAGCAUCCACCUGGAGGUGAUCGUGGACAGGCCGCUGCAGGUUUUCCAUGUGGAGGUGGCAGUGAAGGACAUUAAUGACAAUCCGCCCAGGUUCUCCAGACAAGAACAAAGAUUAUUCAUUUUAGAGUCAAGAAUGCCAGAUUCGCGGUUUCCGGUAGAGGGCGCGUCGGAUUUGGAUAUCGGAGCAAACGCACAAUUGAGAUACAGGUUAAAUCCUAACGAAUAUUUUGACUUAGAUGUUAAAACAAAUGAAGAAGAAACGCACUUUUUAGAGCUAGUUUUGAGGAAAUCCUUAGAUAGAGAAGAAACACAAGAACAUCGUUUAUUAGUGAUUGCAACUGAUGGAGGACAACCCGAACUAACAGGUACAGUUCAGUUGUUGAUCAAUGUAUUGGAUGCUAAUGAUAACGCCCCAGAAUUUGAUAAAUCCAUUUAUAAUGUCAGAUUGUUGGAAAAUGCACCAAGUGGGACAUUAGUUAUUAAACUGAACGCCUCAGAUGCAGAUGAGGGCAUCAAUAAAGACAUAGUGUAUUUCUUUAGUAAUCUUGUUCUUGACGAUGUAAAGUCCAAAUUUAUAAUUAAUUCUAAUACUGGUGAAAUAAAAGUUAAGGGGGAACUGGAUUAUGAAGACUGUAACUCAUAUGAAAUUAAUAUUGAUGCCAUGGAUAAAAGUGCAUUCCCAUUAACAGGACACUGUAAAGUAGUAGUGAAACUCCUGGAUAUGAAUGAUAAUACCCCAGAGAUGGCCAUAACCUCCCUUUUCCUGCCUGUGAAAGAGGACGCUCCAGUCAGCACGGUCAUUGCUCUGAUCACCGUGUCUGACCGUGACUCAGGUGCUAACGGGCAGGUGACCUGCUCCCUAAUGCCCCACGUCCCCUUCAAGCUGGUGUCCACCUUCAAGAAUUACUACUCGUUGGUGCUGGACAGCGCCCUGGACCGCGAGAGCGUGUCGGCCUAUGAGCUGGUGGUGACCGCGCGGGACGGGGGCUCGCCUUCACUGUGGGCCACGGCCAGCGUGUCUGUGGAGGUGGCCGACGUGAACGACAACGCGCCAGCGUUCGCGCAGUCCGAGUAUACCGUGUUCGUGAAGGAGAAUAACCCGCCGGGCUGCCACAUCUUCACGGUGUCUGCGUGGGACGCGGACGCGCAGUCCGAAAGAGAUGAGAACGCUGGUGUCCUACCGCUGGUGGAUGGGCAGCGGCGGGUGGGCGAGCGCGCGCUGUCGAGCUACGUGUCGGUGCACUCGGAGAGCGGCAAAGUGUACGUGCUGCAGCCGCUGGACCACGAGGAGCUGGAGCUGCUGCAGUUCCAGGUGAGCGCGCGCGACGCGGGUGUGCCGCCUCUGGGCAGCAAUGUGACGCUGCAGGUGUUCGUGCUGGACGAGAACGACAACGCGCCGGCCCUGCUGUCGCCUCGAGUGGGUGGCACCGGCGGUGCAGUGAGCGAGCUGGUGCCGUGGUCGGUGGGUGCGGGCCAAGUGGUGGCGAAGGUGCGCGCAGUGGACGCCGACUCGGGCUACAACGCGUGGCUUUCGUAUGAGCUGCAGCCAGCGCCUGGCAGUGCGCGCAUCCCGUUCCGCGUGGGGCUGUACACAGGCGAGAUCAGCACAACACGCUCUCUGGAUGAGACCGAAGCACCGCGCCACCGCCUUCUGGUGCUGGUGAAGGACCAUGGAGAGCCCGCGCUGACAGCCACAGCCACAGUGCUGGUGUCGCUGGUGGAAAGUGGCCAGGCGCCGAAGGCCUCAUCGCGGGCGUCGGCGGGCGCUGUGGGUCCCGAGGCUGCCCUGGUGGAUGUCAACGUGUACCUGAUCAUCGCCAUCUGUGCGGUGUCCAGCCUGUUGGUGCUCACGCUGCUGCUGUACACCGCGCUGCGGUGCUCGGCGCCGCCCACCCAGGUCGUGUGCACGCGGGGCAAUCCCACUCUGGUGUGCUCCAGCGCAGUGGGGAGCUGGUCCUGCUCACAGCAGAGGAGGGAGAGGGUGUGCUCUGGAGAAGCCCCACCCAAGACGGACCUCAUGGCUUUCAGUCCAAGCCUUCCUCAGGGUCCCACCUCUGCAGACAACGUGAGUUUUCUGAUAGUAACAUCCAACUUUCCCUCCCAAUUUUUAAAUAUUAAGUGUCACAUUCACCCAGUUUUUUAAAAUUACGCCCUAGUACAUAAAUAUUGUAGUACACAAUUAUUGCACUAA